This is a messenger RNA of Encephalitozoon romaleae SJ-2008, 2208 nucleotides long. RefSeq lists its product as hypothetical. The transcript has a single exon. The record is from RefSeq and is a predicted model, not a curated record. Lineage: Eukaryota; Fungi; Microsporidia; Unikaryonidae. The coding region runs from base 1 to 2208 and encodes 735 amino acids.
AUGAGGCUAGAAGACCUGUUUGUUAGGCUAAGAGAAGAUCCGUCUGCAAUGCCUGAGAUAGAAAGAGAAGUCCAGAGGUGUGUGGACUCUCCUGAUCUUGCACCUGCAAAGGAGCUGAUGAAUUCCACAAUCCCUGAGGUCACCUUCUAUGGUCUGAAGGUUAUUGAGCACAGAAUUAAAAGCAAGAAGAUGUCAAAUAUUUCUCCUGAAGAGGAGAUGAGCUUUAUGUCAGAUGUAGUUCAAGUUAGCAAUGCCGACAAAGCAGCGCAGGUAUUUGCCUUACUCGGGAUUUAUGAAUGGCCCUCUAACUUUCCUCAGUUCUUUUCUAUCAUCAUUGACCUUCUUUCUCAUAGAAAGGAAAUGGGAUACAAGAUCCUAGAGAACUUUCUCUAUCUGUGCAACUACAGCCAAGAAAUUAAUGAGGAAAGAAAGGAUGAGCUAAAGAGAGGAUGUGGGGUUAUGUCACAUGCAUAUAUGCCUUUAUUCGAUGAUUCCAUGGCCAAGCACAUUAUUCCAAUACUGACCGAAUCUCUUAAGAUGAUGCCUCGAACCUUUGACUGCAGUAUAGUAUUAAGAAGAGGUAGCGAGUUUCCUGACAAAACCAUUGAGUUCUUGAAUGACGGGAUGGACAUGCUUGAUGUAGAGAGCGUUAUUGAUCUUGCAUCUCACAUGGACAUUUCAUAUGGGAUGAUCAUGUGCUUCAACAACUUAAAGGAUAAGGCACCUCGGGUGGGGAAUGUCAAGAAGAUGUAUGAGUAUGUCUUUAAGGGGCUUCGGAAGGAUUUGAUUACCUUUUCUGCAUCCAUUGAGUUUUGGACAAAGCUCUUCAGCCGUGACGGGGUAGAGGAGAUAGUUGGAGAGGUGCAGACAGAAGUUGUUUCGAUUUAUCUUAGUAUUGAUGAAAGGCAAAGAACAGAAAUAGAAGGUGAAGUAUUUGGACUCUUCAAUGUUAUCUGUAGAAACUAUCCAAACAUUGCCAUCAGCUUCAUUAAUGUUAAUGGGGACUGUAUCGGAAGAAAGCUUGCCCUCUACUUCCUAAAGAAGCUAUUUGGGUCUUCUGCUUCAAGUAUUCCAAACGACUUAACAUUCAGAGAUCCUGUUCUGCGCUGUUCAUUAGCCAUCUAUAGAAAAGACCUCUCUGCUGUGGAUUACAUUCAAUAUUUCGAUCUUGGCGAAAAGGAAGCCUGCAGACUUGUUAUUAAGAUCCUUGAGAUGUUUCCAUUGUCAAUUCCCCAACUCGAGAACAUACUAAGUAGGUGUAAUAUCCCUGACAAAACUUAUGCAAAUGAGGUUAUUGCAGAGUGUUUUACAAGGCUUGGGCGAGAGGAGGAGUUCACCGAGAGAUGGACACGGGACGAGACCAUAAGAUUCUUCUUCUACCUAAAGAGGCAGCCAGAGAAGUUCCGUAGAUUUGCAGGAUCCUAUUACAGAGCCUUUCUGGAGAAAUCACCUUUCGAUAGAUGUUUUGCCAUUCUCAAAAUGCUAGGAGAUGUUCCUGAAGAAAUACUUCGAAAGAUUUAUUCUGAUAUAGAUACCUAUCCAGCCAUUGAUAUCUCCUGCUUCAAUAGAGACCUUCUGGGUUAUUUGAAGAAUCCAAAUCCCUUCAUCCAGAAAGAGAUUACUAGACUUAUCAACGAAUGGAGAGUUUCUGAGGAUCCAGGGGAUCUUGUUGCAUGUGUGAAGUCAUUGGUGCAUGUGAUUGGAAGUGCGUCAAGCCUCUCUGGAGGACAUAAGUUCUGCCCAUAUGUCAAUGAAUUGAUUGAAAUUCUCCAAGUGGACGAUCCAACAGUUGUGAAGAAGGUAUCUGAAACGUUCAACAGUCAUACGGGGCCGUUUGACACACACAGAGCUGUUUAUCUUUUCAUGGUGUCAUAUAAUUCAGGAGCACUUGAGAGUGCACAUUCUUCAAUCAUAUCAUCUCUUACCAUAUGCAUAAAGCAAAAAGAUGGAGCAAAUGCCUUCAGUGACACUUUAGGAAUAGAUCAGUCGGCAUGUAUAAACCUAAGAGAGGACGUGCUGAAAUCCCAGACAAGAAGAGCUCAGGGUCUCGUCAGAGCCUUUUUACACUCCUACAAAGGAAAGCCUCUUAAUUCUCUCUACGCUAAUGACUUCAAAGUUAAAGGACAAAACUUCCUUGAAAAGAUCCCUACAAGAAAGGAAAUCGAGCUUGAGAUAGAAAGAUCCUUUUUCGAAGACGGGGUUCAAUAA